This is a messenger RNA of Aspergillus puulaauensis, 375 nucleotides long. It is a transcript of the gene RPL22, whose product is annotated as 60S ribosomal protein eL22. Gene Ontology annotation, molecular function: RNA binding; structural constituent of ribosome. Gene Ontology annotation, cellular component: ribosome. Gene Ontology annotation, biological process: cytoplasmic translation. Bases 1 to 375 code for a protein of 124 amino acids. The transcript is spliced from 4 exons. The record is from RefSeq and is a predicted model, not a curated record. NCBI's taxonomy places the organism in Eukaryota, Fungi, Ascomycota, Eurotiomycetes, Eurotiales, Aspergillaceae.
AUGGCUCCCGCUGUCGCCCGUGGUCGCAAGGCCCAGAAGGUCACCCAGAAGUUCGUCAUCAACGCUUCUCAGCCCGCCAACGACAAGAUCUUCGAUGUCUCGGCUUUCGAGAAGUUCCUCCACGACCGCAUCAAGGUUGAGGGCCGCGUCGGAAACCUCGGCGACAAGGUCGUCAUCUCCCAGGUUGGCGAUGGCAAGGUUGAGGUUGUCGCUCACAUCCCCUUCUCUGGUCGCUACCUCAAGUACCUGACCAAGAAGUACCUCAAGAAGCAGCAGCUCCGUGACUGGCUGCGCGUCGUCUCGACCUCCAAGGGCGUUUACGAGCUCCGCUUCUACAACGUCGCCUCUGAGGAGGCCGAUGAGGAUGAGGAGUAA